UUAAGCAUGGAGGAGUUAGGCUGGUAUGGUGGCACAUGUCUAUGAUCCCACUUAGAAGGCGAGGACAGGAGGACCAGGAAUUCGAGAUCCUGCUCAAUUACACAGACACAGGGUGAAGAUGAGUGACCGGAGAUGAAGGGACUUUGGUUGGGGUGCUAGUCUUAGAGAUGGGAAGACGAGCAAAGAAGACAGCCCUGUGACCUGCACCAGACUCCAGCACCAUGACGGUGUCCUACACUCUCAAGGUGGCAGAGGCGCGCUUUGGAGCCUUCUCUGGCCUGCUCCUCCGCUGGAGGGGCAGCAUCUACAAGCUCUUGUACAAAGAGUUCCUGCUCUUUGGUGCCUUGUAUGCUGUACUCAGCAUCACGUACCGGCUGUUGCUGACCCAGGAGCAGAAGCAUAUUUAUGCCCAGGUGGCCCGAUACUGCAACCGCUCAGCAGACCUCAUCCCUCUGUCCUUCGUGCUGGGUUUCUACGUGACUUUGGUGGUGAACCGAUGGUGGUCUCAGUACACAAGCAUCCCCCUGCCGGACCAGUUAAUGUGUGUCAUCUCAGCCUGUGUGCACGGUGUGGACCAGAGUGGCCGUUUACUACGCCGAACUCUCAUCCGCUAUGCCAACCUGGCAUCCGUGCUGGUGCUCCGUUCCGUGAGCACCCGUGUGCUCAAGCGCUUCCCCACUAUGGAGCACGUGGUGGAUGCAGGUUUCAUGUCUCAGGAAGAGAGGAAAAAGUUUGAGAGCUUGAAAUCUGAUUUUAACAAGUACUGGGUCCCUUGCGUCUGGUUCACUAACCUCGCCGCGCGGGCCCGCAGGGAUGGACGAAUUCGUGAUGACAUUGCUCUCUGUCUCAUACUGGAAGAGCUGAACAAGUACCGUGCCAAGUGCAGCAUGCUGUUUCACUAUGACUGGAUCAGCAUCCCCCUUGUCUACACCCAGGUGGUGACGAUAGCUGUAUAUUCCUUCUUUGCCCUUUCCCUGGUGGGCCGACAGUUUGUGGAGCCAGAAACGGGGACUACCGAAUCUGAGGGGUCCUCUCCAGCCCUGGGGGACCUGGACAUGUUCGUGCCUCUUACCACAUUGCUGCAGUUUUUCUUUUAUGCUGGUUGGCUCAAGGUAGCUGAACAGCUCAUUAACCCCUUUGGUGAGGAUGACGAUGACUUUGAGACCAACCAGCUCAUAGAUCGAAACUUGCAGGUGUCCCUGCUCUCUGUGGAUGAUAUGUACCAGAACCUGCCUCCUGCUGAGAAGGAUCAGUACUGGGAUGAGGCCCAACCUCAGCCACCCUAUACGGUGGCCACAGCCGCCGAGUCGCUGCGUCCUUCCUUUCUGGGUUCCACCUUCAACCUGCGCAUGAGCGACGACCCUGAGCAGUGCCUGCAGGUGGAGGCGUCCCCAAGGUCCGACCUGCCGGCACCCUCCACGCAGACCCCGAUGCUGGGCCGCUUCCUGGGCACAGGAGCACUGUCACCAGCUAUAAGCCUGCGGAACUUUGGCCGAGCACGCGGUGCCCCCAGGACUCCGCACCUGCUUCGCUUGCGGACCGAGUUGGGUGGCGAAGAGGCUGCAAGCCGUAUAGAUGAGGCUGAGGAAUCUGGGGAUGAAGCCCUGGAACCUUGAGACUGCCACCCUGCCUUCUUCCCCAGUUGCGCUUGGAGCAACUUUCCCACUGGGGAAAGCAUUUGGGGACAGCCUUUGAAAGCAAAGAUGGCCAGGAGUUAGAGCUGGGGGUAGGGUUUAUCUCCUUUAGCGUGAUAGUGGGAUAGAUUGCUUGGGGGGAAGCUAGAAUAAAGGCCAAAUACGUAGGGCUAGAACACAGAGGCAAGGUUACCUUUUCAGGCAUUGGGGAGCUAGGCCCAAAACACUGGGGGAACGCCAGCAUCCCUAGAAGUCUGGCCUGGUGUCCAACCCCAGCCUCUGUGCUGCCUUUUAGUACUGAGCUCAGGAAGUGGCAUUUCCAGUUUUGCGUAGAUGCUGGGUGGACUGCUGCUGGCCUGUGACAGCGGUUUUAGAACCAAGUGUGAAAGUGAAAAGACAUUCCUUACCCUAGUAACCUCACUCUGAAGGCAGGUCAGUGGCUGUGCUGUGGGGCCUUUAUUUGCAAUGCUCGCUUUUUAUUUAU
Messenger RNA from Alexandromys fortis (reed vole), 2118 nucleotides. RefSeq names its product bestrophin 4 (gene Best4). Bases 222 to 1616 code for a protein of 464 amino acids. Lineage: Eukaryota; Metazoa; Chordata; Mammalia; Rodentia; Cricetidae. The transcript is spliced from 10 exons. Gene Ontology annotation, molecular function: chloride channel activity. The record is from RefSeq and is a predicted model, not a curated record.